Struthio camelus australis is the source of this 4142-nucleotide messenger RNA. NCBI's taxonomy places the organism in Eukaryota, Metazoa, Chordata, Aves, Struthioniformes, Struthionidae. The record is from RefSeq and is a predicted model, not a curated record.
AGUUUGCUAAAUGUAAGCAUGGUUUCCUCUCAGAACUAAAUCCCAUAUCCAGUAACAGGAAGAAGAACAUUUGGAGUUCUAAUGAGAAAUGCCUAAUUGUCCUGAUCGGAUUCCUUUAAUACUUUCUUUUCCCUUGGUACUGGUGUUAUAUCCAUUCCAUAUUAAGUUCCAAAAAUUCCUGUCUUUGCUUCAAGUCUCUUAGCUACUGUGAUAAUGUAUGGUCUCUCACUUUCUGACUCUGUAGGUCCUUUAACACUUUAUUGUGAAGGCCUUUUGAAAGAUGAAAUAAGCUAUUACAAAUAGUUCUCUGUUUUCCACUAUCUUAUGAAUUCAUUCAAAGAACAGGAUAGAUCAGUGAGACUGUGUAAUUCGGUUAGACUCCAUUGUGCUGCAAUCUUUGUACUCAUUCCAAGUAAUAUGCAAGGUUUAAUGGUCACUAAACAGCUUUAGAUUUGGGUUGGCCAGAACGAUCUUUGAAUUAAGAACUACACAGAAUACCAAAAUGCAUGAGAGCUGUCUCAUUCUCAAACUUCCUCCUUUCUUUUCUGCAUGUUUCUCCUUUUUGUGUGAUACAUAUCCUUUUCUCUCUCAUUCACUUUCCAUAGAAAGACAAGGGUAAAGGGCAGCUGAAGAAAGAAAAUUAUAUUCUUUCAAAAGAUAAAUUAUCUGGACUCGUUACUGUGUAGUGCUGCCUAGAACAAGGGAAAUCUAGAGCCCUUAGGACCAAGUGUUAACUGGGAGUGCUAGAGCUACUGUGGAGGUAAGUUCCUCCUUCAGCAUGAGUUGAACCUAGAUCAAUCAUUGAUUUGAUGGCACAAAGCAUUAGUUCUAAAUGAUAUAAACCUUUCAGAAGGUAGAUUAUAGAGCGUAUCCCUCCUCACUAAAAGGCAGUAAGAGUUAUACCUCCUGGGACAAAUAGUGUGCUGUUGCACCAGGUUUGAACAAAGCCAAUAAUGUUAUUACUGUAUCUGAUUACAAGCUGCUGACUCCCUUCCUUAGAUCUUAUAGUUAAUUUUAAAGCAUCAGGCUGUGAUUAUGAAAGACUGCUAUUAAAUGCAGUGUUAUGUCCCCUAACGUAUGUUUAAUGUAUGUGGUGGUAUGCCCUCAUGUAUUAAGGGUUACAGAUAAGCAUGACAUUCUAGCAUAAGAAGUAUUACUGCUUUGGGAUGCUGUAACAUUAGAAUCCAGGAUGCUGUGGGUUUUUUUCCCCCUCUAAGAUAUUCAUUUCAUAGGACUUCCAUUCAGUAUUCAUAAUUUUUAUGUAGGGUGCUGUUUAACUUAAUACUGAGCUGUCUUCUACUGGAAUGCUUAGUAUUUAGUAUCUAUAGUUACCUUGUGAUAGCCUUUGCACCUAAAAAGUUUUGCAAGCUCACAACUAAGCUAUCAUUUACAGCAGGUUUCUAAUGUGUCUACUUCAAAAAAUCCUCAUUUGGGUUCUAAAUGCAGUCCUGAGGUUGCUGCAGUGAUGUUACUCAGCGCUCCUUAGACCACGUCUAGAACGCUGCAGCUGGGUUUGGGACUCCCACUACAAGAAAGAUGGUGAUAACUGCAGUGAGUUCAGUAGUAGGCCACCAAGAUGGUUGAGGGGACUGGAGCACAUAUCCACUGAGGAAAGGCUGAGGGAGCUGGGCUUACUCAGCUUGGAGAAAGGACAGCUUCAGGGUGAGCUAACAGUAGCCUGCCAGUGCCUGUGAGGAUGUCGCUGAGAAGACAGAGCCAGGCUUUUCACAGAGGGGCGUGAUGGGAGACAACAAGCAUGAGUUUGAGCAAGAGAGGUUCAGGCUGAUUUCAAGAAAAUCCUUUUCCCCAUGAGGAUAGUGAAGCAGUGAAACAGGCACGCAAUCUCCGUUCUUGCAGGUUGUCAAGCCUCAGCUGGACAGAGCUUUUGAGCAACCUGCUUUGAGUUGGUAGCUGAACCUGCUUUGAGCAAGAGGUCUCUCAGGAGACCUUGCAGGAGGUCUCUAGUCUAGCCUCUUUGGUUGGACCCUUUCAAGUCCCCUCCAACCUUCCAACUUGGUUGGACUCUUUCAGGGCCCUUCCAGCCUCACUUAUCCUAUGAUUCUAUGUAUUUCAGCUAGUAAUUAGUCGUUUUGCCUAGAAAAAUGCUCCGGAUAAAGCUUGGAGACUUCCAAGAAAGUCGGGGAACUUAUAGCUGAGUGAUUCUUUUUAACUUUCUUGUGAUCAAGCAAAACACUGAAUAAUUUUGAACAAAUCCUAAUGGCUUCAAUUACUUUUCCCAAAUCUGGCUGGAAACUAUCCCAGUGUGAGAAAUUCAAAGCGUAUUUAUCUCCCCUACUUGGUUAAAAGGGUGUUUUCUUAUUAACAUAUCCAAUUCUUUCUGCUAGUAUAGGUCACCUACAGUCCAGCAGCCCAAGAUACAAAUUCAACUUCAUAGCAGAUGUGGUGGAAAAGAUUGCACCUGCAGUUGUGCACAUUGAACUUUUCCUCAGGCACCCUCUCUUUGGUCGAAAUGUUCCCCUUUCCAGUGGAUCUGGGUUUAUUAUGUCUGAUUCUGGUUUAAUUGUGACUAAUGCCCAUGUGGUGUCAAGCACCAACGCUAUAUCAGGGAGACAGCAAUUGAAAGUGCAGCUACAGAAUGGAGAUACCUAUGAAGCAACCAUCAGAGACAUUGACAAGAAAUCUGACAUUGCAACAAUAAAGAUUCACCCUAAGAAAAAACUGCCUGUAUUAUUACUGGGACACUCUGCUGAUCUGAGGCCAGGGGAAUUUGUGGUGGCGAUUGGAAGCCCGUUUGCCUUACAGAACACUGUGACAACAGGUAUUGUCAGCACCGCUCAGCGAGACGGCAAAGAACUUGGCCUGAGGGACUCGGAUAUGGAUUACGUUCAGACAGAUGCUAUUAUCAAUUAUGGUAACUCUGGAGGACCUCUAGUUAAUCUGGAUGGUGAAGUGAUUGGAAUUAACACCUUGAAGGUUACAGCUGGAAUUUCCUUUGCUAUUCCUUCAGACCGCAUCACUCAGUUCCUCACAGAGUCACAUGACAAACAAAGUAAAGAUGGGAAGAAACGCUUUAUUGGCAUCAGAAUGCUGACAAUAACACCUGCCUUGGUGGAAGAAUUGAAACACAAUAAUCCUGAUUUCCCUGAUGUUAGAAGUGGAAUUUAUGUACAUGAAGUUGUUCCAAAUUCACCUUCUCAUAGGGGAGGGAUCCAAGAUGGAGAUAUCAUUGUUAAAGUCAAUGGACGUCCUUUGAUGACUUCCAGUGACCUGCAAGAGGCUGUGAUGAAUGAGUCACCUCUACUACUUGAAGUUCGAAGAGGAAAUGACGACUUGCUAUUUAAUAUUGAGUCUGAAGUUGUCAUGUAGAUAGAUUUGAGGAAGCUCCCACCGUAAUUAAACUCACUUAUUCUGGAACACUAGAUACCUCCUUUACAGCUACAGUAAUUAUACUUCCUGUUGACUAAUGACAAGGUGGACUAACUUAAUUGCCUGAGCCAUUUCUGUACAUAGUAGCUGGAACAUAGUAGCCAUGUAUAGAAGAUGUAACUUUCAAAAAAAAAUUUAAGAACUGUGUUCUGGGGAGGGAGAGGAGGAAAAAAACUUAGGUGGCUGGUAGAAAUGGGGUCCACUUCCAGUUCCUGUAGCGUUCAGAGCAGAUUCAGUUGUGCAAUUUGAAAGAUCAAAAUAUUGCUGAAAGUGAGGAAACAUGCCAAAAGGGGAAAUUUUUCUUAAAAUUACAGUCAUGGCAGCAGCAGAACCAAGCUAUUUCAAUGCAAAAUUGAGCUUUCUAGAUAACUUUUUCAAUGUGAAACUAGUAUUGGCAAAGCUUGUAUUUGUUCUUAGCGCUUGUAUGCUACGUGUCAAUGCAGAUAGAUUAAAUCUGUAAAUAUUGAAAGGAACAAAAAUGGUAUCAGGCUAUAGAGUGUUACACCUAGGUCAUGCAAUUUUGGAAUAUAGUAAAUGAUUCUUAUAGAAUUAAUGCCUUAUUAUAUAUAAAUCAAAACGAUGUGCUGAACAAAGUUAAGUUUGAGAAAGUGCACAGGUUUUUUUUAAAUUUGAUAAGAAUUAGUUUUGCAUUUUACCAGUAAGCUUUGCUGUAAAAUUGUUAUACUACUUUUGGCUUGUACUGUGUAUGUUUCUACUGUAAGGAGAUAAAAGUUUACACAAAUAAAAUGUUGCUG